This is a messenger RNA of Peniophora sp. CBMAI 1063, 632 nucleotides long. Lineage: Eukaryota; Fungi; Basidiomycota; Agaricomycetes; Russulales; Peniophoraceae. The record is from the annotation of a GenBank genome assembly.
ACGCUCUGUCCCGUGCAGAUGCUGAGGAAUGGACCGAAGCGGCCCUGCUCGAGUUGCUGGCGCAUCUGCGCAACGGCACUUGGACAGUAGUGGAGCUGCCGCCUGGCAAGGUGGCCAUUGGCUCGCGCUGGGUGUUUAAGCUCAAGCGCAACCCGGACGGCACCAUUGACCGCUACAAGGCUCGCCUCGUCGCCCAGGGCUUCUCCCAGCGUCCCGGGUUCGAUUAUUUCGAGGUCUUUGCCGGUACACCGCGUUUUGAGGCCAUCCGCGCCGUCCUGGCGCUCGCUGCGUGCGAGGAUCACCACCUGCGCUUCAUUGACGUCUCCAACGCGUUCCUCAACGGCGAGAUAGACGCGGAGGUCUACAUGCGCCAGCCUGAGGGCUUUGAGAGCGGUGGACGCAAUCUGGUGCUUCGGCUCAACAAGGCGGUCUAUGGGCUCAAGCAGGUCCAAAUCUUCAGGGGACAGCAUUUUUCUCUAUGCUAUUGUCAGCCUUCUUCCCUAAUCAGCCCACAAUGCCCCUAUCAUACACCCCCCACUCACGUAUUGAUGGUACUCUGCUGCGGGCUUAUCACAUUUGUGUCACACUUCAUGAUGUAUUUGUUAACACUGCUCUUUCCUGUGGUUAAUUAG